Molecule: messenger RNA, 2774 nt
Organism: Helianthus annuus (common sunflower)
Lineage: Eukaryota; Viridiplantae; Streptophyta; Magnoliopsida; Asterales; Asteraceae
Product: potassium transporter 10
Exons: 8
Coding region: 434-2719 (761 amino acids)
Biological process (GO): potassium ion transmembrane transport
Cellular component (GO): membrane
Molecular function (GO): potassium ion transmembrane transporter activity
Source: RefSeq, a predicted model, not a curated record
UGCGACCCCAUCACAAGUCUCUCGGUUGAUACUUCUCUCUCUCAACACAGAAUACAUCAGAAGUUUGGUGACUUAUUAUUUAAAUUACGAAAACACCACCAUUCCUUCUUCAUCUUCGUCCUUUGUUACAUUCACUGUAAAUUCAAAACCCAAAUGAGACCAAAUUCAAUUCUUCUGGAAGGUGUUGAAUUAACGAUUAUUCAAUUCAACUGCUGACUGACUGACCGACCCCACUUCAGAUAAAGUGAUAAACUUGAGUUUUGCCAUGUCGGUUUCUUCAAUCCAAAACUUUUGAUCCAUUAUGUGGGUUUGAUUUAAAUUUUGUGGGUUUUUUUUUUUUGAUAAAUUGUGAGUUUAGUUAAUUGGGAUUGGUGACUUCAAUUUGAGUUCACUGUUUUUUUAAGUUGUGUGUUGUUGGUGGUUGAAUCUGGAGAUGGAUAUAACUGAGGAGAUUGAGAAUGAAGGGGGGAUAUGGGCUUUGGAGCAGAAGAUUGAUCAGCCAAUGGAUGAAGAAGCUGGUAGGCUCAAGAACAUGUACAGAGAAAAGAAAUUUUCAGUUAUAUUGCUUCUUCGUCUUGCUUUUCAAAGUCUUGGUGUUGUGUAUGGAGAUUUGGGAACAUCUCCGCUGUACGUAUUUUACAAUACAUUUCCGAAAGGAAUCGAUGAUCCGGAGGAUGUUGUGGGGGCACUUUCCUUAAUCAUAUAUUCUCUUACUCUUGUCCCGCUUAUUAAAUAUGUUUUUAUUGUGUGCCGUGCAAAUGACAAUGGUCAAGGUGGAACUUUUGCUCUUUACUCAUUACUCUGUCGUCAUGCAAAAGUUAAUACAAUUCCUAAUCAACAUAGAACCGAUGAAGAGCUGACCACUUAUAGUCGAAACACAAUUUAUAAACAAUCAUUUGCUGCAAAAACCAAACGAUGGUUGGAAGCACAUGCAUUUAAAAAGAACGCACUUCUUAUACUUGUUCUUGUCGGUACUUGCAUGGUGAUUGGAGAUGGAAUUCUAACUCCUGCUAUUUCAGUUCUUUCAGCUUCUGGUGGUAUCAAGAUAAACCAUCCUGGGAUGAGUAAUGAUAUUGUAGUACUAGUUGCUGUUAUCAUUCUACUCGGUUUGUUUAGCCUUCAACAUUACGGUCCAGAUAAAGUCGGGUGGCUUUUUGCUCCAAUCGUGUUGCUUUGGUUUUUAUUAAUCGGUGGGAUCGGGAUUUUUAACAUAUGCAAACAUGAUAAAGGGGUUUUACGGGCUUUUUCACCCUUAUAUAUAUUCCAUUACUUUAAAAGGCGGGGAAUACACGGUUGGAUUUCACUAGGAGGGAUCAUGCUCAGCAUCACAGGGACCGAGGCACUUUUUGCGGACCUUGCCCACUUUCCGGUUUCAGCAAUCCAGCUGGCAUUUACAGUUGUCGUGUUUCCUUGCCUUCUGCUGGCCUACUGUGGACAAGCAGCCUACCUCAUGAAGAACAAAGAACAUGUGUAUGAUGCCUUUUAUCGCUCUAUCCCAGACCGUAUAUACUGGCCAAUGUUUAUUGUUGCAACUUUAGCUGCUAUUGUUGCGAGUCAAGCUACUAUAUCGGCUACAUUUUCAAUAAUUAAGCAAGCAAAUGCACUCGGAUGUUUUCCUCGGGUCAAAGUUGUUCAUACAUCAAAGAAAUUUCUCGGGCAGAUAUAUGUUCCAGAUAUCAAUUGGAUUCUUAUGGUUCUUUGCAUUGCUGUAACCGUUGGAUUCAAAAACCAAAGCCAAAUUGGCAACGCCUAUGGAACCGCAGUAGUCGUAGUGAUGGUGGUGACAACAUUUCUCAUGACUUUUGUAAUGCUACUCGUUUGGCGUUGUCACUGGAUUCUGGUUUUAAUCUUUAGCGGGUUAUCUCUGCUUAUCGAGUGCACCUACUUUUCAUCUGUCCUUUUUAAGCUUAACCAAGGUGGGUGGGUCCCACUUGUGAUCGCGGGGGUGUUUCUUCUCGUCAUGUACAUCUGGCAUUACGGGACAGUCAAAAGAUACGAGUUUGAAAUGCAUAGCAAGAUCUCAAUGGCAUGGAUUCUUGGUCUCGGGCCUAGUCUUGGUCUAGUCCGUGUUCCUGGGAUCGGGCUCGUGUACACCGAGCUAGCAAGCGGGGUCCCACAUAUAUUCUCGCAUUUGAUAACCAACUUACCCGCCAUCCACUCAGUGGUGGUUUUCGUGUGUGUUAAGUAUCUCCCGGUUUACACGGUCCCAGAAGAUGAAAGAUUCCUGGUGAAACGAAUCGGGCCAAAGAAUUAUCACAUGUUUAGAUGCGUGGCGAGAUACGGCUAUAAAGAUGUUCAUAAAAAAGACGACGACGAAUUCGAAAAAAAACUUUUUGAUAAUCUGUAUUUGUUCAUAAGGCUGGAGUCGAUGAUGGAAGGGUGCUCAGAUUCGGAAGACUACAACAGUAUAUAUGGAUCGGCGCAACACACAGCAAAUGAAAACGAUACAUUGUCGUCUGUGGGGAAUUCGAUAGUGGCGGUGAGCAGUAGUCAUACGGAGGUGGAUGAAAUGGAGUUUGUGAUAAGUUGUAGGGGGGCGGGAGUGGUGCAUAUAAUGGGGAACACGGUGGUGACAGCUAGGAAGGGGUCUAGGUUUUACAAGAGGAUAUCAAUUGAUUACAUUUAUGCAUUCUUGAGGAAGGUUUGCAGGGAACAUAGUGCAAUCUUUAAUGUUCCUCAUGAAACCCUUUUGAAUGUUGGUCAAGUGUUUUAUGUAUAAACUCAGCCAGGUCAAGUGUUGUUAGGAAUGCAAGUCUAUUAUUAUUGUCUGCUGA